AUGCAGUCCGCUCUGCGGGAGAAGCCUGCAAGGUCUUUGGACCUUGAGGAGGCCUCGGCUUCGUCUGGGAGUCCAGACAAGAAAUCUGAGGAAUCGAGCCCACCCGAGUAUGUCAGGACAAGCGCCAGCCUGGCACGGGAAGAGGGUGAGGAGAUCAACUAUCAUACCCUUUCAUGGUGGCGCGCAGCUGUGGUGCUGGUCGCAGAAACCGUAUCCCUGGGCAUCCUCUCGCUGCCCUCGGUCAUGGCCACUUUGGGACUCGUGCCGGGAAUCAUUGUUAUCAUCAUCAUCGCCAUCAUCUCGGGUUACUCGGGCCUGGUCUUUGGAAAGUUUUGUCAGCUGUACCCAAACAUCCGAUCAUUCGGCGAUGCGGGCGGGGUGAUGGGAGAGACGCUAUGGGGGCCGGCGGCAGGACGCGUCUGCUUCUUGGUCUUGGGCUGGGGCCAGACCAUCUUUAUGGUCUUCGUGAUGGGUAGCCACCUCCUGACGUGGACGAUCGCCCUCAACAACCUGUCCAACAGCUCGCAGUGCACGGUGAUGUGGGCCGGGGUUGGACUGGUCAUCUUCUUCCUCUUCAACGUGGGACGGACGUUGAAGUACACGUCCUACAUGAGCAUCGCGUCGUCCUUAUCCAUCCUCUCGGCCGUUCUGGUGACCAUCGUGGACGUGGCGAUCGAGAAGCCGAUCGGCAGCACGAGCAUCGACAUCUCCCGGCAGAUUGGGUUCGCGACUGGAUUCCUCGCGGCGACCAACAUCUCCAUCGCCUUCUGCGCCCACUCGUGCUUCUUCACCGUCAUGAGCGAGCUCAAGGACAAGAAGGACUGGCCCAAGGCCCUGCUCGCCCUGCAGAUCCUGGACACGUCGCUGUACCUGGUCUCGGCCAUCGUCAUCUAUAUCUAUGUCGGACCCGAUGUGCCGUCGCCCGCCCUGUCUGCUGCCGGCACUACGGUGGUUCGCAAGGUGAUCUGGGGUAUCGCUCUGCCGACGAUUGUGAUUGCGGGUGUCAUCUAUGCUCACGUGGCCGGAACCUUCAUGUUUGAGCGGGUGUUUGGGGGUACAGAACAUGUGGCGAGACGGACGCGGCUUGGAACGGCCGUGUGGAUUGGGAUGAUGCUGGGGAUCUGGGUGCUUGCGUUUGUGAUUGCCGAGUCGAUCCCCAUCUUCAACAGCUUGUUGAGUCUGGUGGCCGCACUCUUUGUGAGCUGGUUCUCAUACGGAGUGCCUGGACUGAUGUGGCUAUUCCUGCACAGGGGGGAAUACUCGCAGCGGCGGGUCGGACUGGUCGCGAAUGUCGGCCUGGUGAUUGUUGGCCUCAUGUUCUGUGCCGUCGGCCUGUGGAGCACAGUGGUCAGCAUCGAGGGCAGCAGCUCGUCAAGACCGUGGACGUGUGCAAGCAAUGCCUAA
Molecule: messenger RNA, 1404 nt
Organism: Cryphonectria parasitica EP155
Lineage: Eukaryota; Fungi; Ascomycota; Sordariomycetes; Diaporthales; Cryphonectriaceae
Exons: 3
Coding region: 1-1404 (467 amino acids)
Biological process (GO): amino acid transmembrane transport
Cellular component (GO): vacuolar membrane
Molecular function (GO): amino acid transmembrane transporter activity
Source: RefSeq, a predicted model, not a curated record